GGCGCCGCCCGCGCCCUGCUGGAGCUCACCACCAACACGGCCGCCCGCGCCACCCCCGGCCCCGCCGGCACGGGCAUCGGCGUGGACGUGGACAUGGACAGCGACUCCAGCGACCCGGACGGAUCCGCCCUGGAGGGAUCUUCGCAGUUGUCAGCCUAUGAAAGAAAAAGACUCAAGAACAUUAAAGAAAAUGCUAACUUUUUUGCUUCUCUGAAGCUGCAUGAGUCAGCUGCAAGACUUCGCAAAAUAGCAUCUAAAGUACAGUCCCAUGGGAUCAAAAGAGUUAAGCCCAAAAAGGCAGGAGAUGAGACAGUGCGUCGAAGGUCCAUGCGCUUACAGAGGGUAGACCCAUCGGGAAUUCCACUGCCAGAACUUCCUGCGCAGCCAGAAACAGUCGUCGAUGAACACCCUCUGUUGCCACCUGGACCUCUUCAGAUGGUACCUGCAGACGUGAAUACAAGCAAGGUGUCGACUAAGGAGUUUCUGGAUGGCUGGGCAAAGAUAAGUGAGAUAAAACCUGAGGAUACAGAAAAGCAUGUGUAUGACAUAAAAAGAUAUGAAGACAGUCUGAGUUGUAUGAUCCUCAGUGAAGAUGCUGUUACAAAAGUUGUCAAAAACCGAAUCUGUUCUAUGGCUAUCCAUCCUUCAGAAAGCAGGACGUUGGUGGCAGCCGGAGACAGGAGUGGGCAGAUUGGUCUCUGGGAUUUGAGCUAUAAACCUGAGGAUGGAGUAUAUGUCUUCAUACCGCAUAGUUACCCAGUAAGCUGCAUGUAUUUUUCUCCAUUUAAUCCUGCUCAUCUGCUGUCCCUGAGCUAUGAAACGUUACGCUGUGGGGAUGUCACCAACGCUGUCUUUGAUGAGGUGUACAGAAGCGAAGAUGCCCAAAUGUCCUCCUUCGACUUCUUGCAAGAUAGUGCCUCCACCUUAGUGGUAGGGCACUGGGAUGGUGAUGUGGCUGUUGUGGACAGACGAACACCAGGAACCUCUGCCGAGCUUUCUGCAAGCCUGAAUUCCAAGGCCACGAGGACGGUCCACGUUCAUCCAGUGAACAGACAGUAUUUUGUUGCUGCUGGCUCAGUGAACGUUUGCAUUUAUGACAUACGAUCCCUGAAGCAUGCUGGAGACAAACCUGUAUGCUGUCUCAAUGGGCACACAAAGAGUGUUGCUUCUGCAUAUUUUUCUCCUGUUACUGGGAACAGAGUGGUGACGACAUGUGCUGAUGAUAAGUUGAGGGUCUAUGAUACCAGCUGUUUAUCAUCUACAGUGCUGCCUGUUGCAACUGUUAGACAUAACAAUAACACAGGACGCUGGCUAACUAGGUUCAGAGCAAUCUGGGACCCUAAGCAGGAAGACUGCUUUGUGGUUGGCAGCAUGGCACGCCCAAGACAAAUAGAAGUCUACCAGGCCACUGGGAAAUUACUGCACUCUUUCUAUAAUAUAGAUUACCUGGGUUCUGUAUGCUCCAUCAAUGUGCUGCACCCCACUCAGAAUAUUCUAGUGGGCGGUAACUCCAGUGGCCGUCUCCAUGUUUUCAAGGAUUGAAAAAUGUUGCUGACUUUUUUUUUUUAAAUGUGUUGCAGGUUCAGUAAGUAUGAAACUAUUCUUAAGCUAAUUGUAUUUGCUUGGGGCAAAAAGUGCAUUUAAAAAUUCUAAAAAUAAAGUGUAUGUAGUUGGAAGCAUUCAAUAUUUUCAUUAAAUCUGUAGCAGCUCCAUCCUAACAACAAAAUACUGGAAAAAAGCUGCAUAUAUAUGUGUAUAUGCC
This is a messenger RNA of Gavialis gangeticus (Gharial), 1762 nucleotides long. It is a transcript of the gene WDR76, whose product is annotated as WD repeat domain 76. Gene Ontology annotation, molecular function: DNA binding; protein binding. Lineage: Eukaryota; Metazoa; Chordata; Crocodylia; Gavialidae. The record is from RefSeq and is a predicted model, not a curated record. The transcript has 12 exons. Gene Ontology annotation, biological process: regulation of DNA damage checkpoint. The annotation marks the transcript as partial. Gene Ontology annotation, cellular component: nucleus.